This is a messenger RNA of Cyphellophora europaea CBS 101466, 2022 nucleotides long. Its product is annotated as hsp7-like protein. The record is from RefSeq and is a predicted model, not a curated record. The coding region runs from base 1 to 2022 and encodes 673 amino acids. Gene Ontology annotation, biological process: protein refolding; cellular response to unfolded protein. The transcript has 2 exons. Gene Ontology annotation, cellular component: cytoplasm; mitochondrion. Gene Ontology annotation, molecular function: ATP binding; misfolded protein binding; ATP-dependent protein folding chaperone. NCBI's taxonomy places the organism in Eukaryota, Fungi, Ascomycota, Eurotiomycetes, Chaetothyriales, Cyphellophoraceae.
AUGAUCGCCUCCCGUCUGAGUCGAGCUCUGCCUCGCGCAUCACAAGCCUCCCGCCUUUCAUCCAUCAAAGCUCCCAGAUCUUCAGUCUUCUCCAGAUAUGCCUCGACCGAAGCCCCUGAAGGCACCGAGAAGGUCAAGGGCCAGGUGAUCGGUAUCGAUCUCGGUACCACCAACUCUGCGGUGGCCAUUAUGGAAGGAAAGCAGCCUCGCAUAAUAGAAAACGCCGAAGGCACAAGAACUACACCUUCGGUGGUCGCGUUCGCUGCCGAUGGUGAGCGUCUGGUUGGUGUCGCUGCGAAGCGUCAGGCUGUCGUCAACCCUGAGAACACGCUCUUUGCGACCAAGCGUCUUAUCGGUCGCAAGUACUCCGAUCCCGAGUGCCAGCGUGAUAUCAAAGAGGUGCCAUACAAGAUUGUCCAGCACACCAACGGUGAUGCCUGGCUCGAAGCUCGUGGCGAGAAAUACUCGCCAUCCCAGAUUGGUGGCAUGGUCCUGCAGAAGAUGAAGGAAACUGCUGAAUCGUACCUCGGCAAGACCGUGAAGAACGGUGUUGUCACUGUCCCGGCCUACUUCAACGAUAUGCAGCGUCAAGCCACCAAGGAUGCUGGCCAGAUCGCUGGUCUCAACGUCCUCCGUGUUGUUAACGAGCCUACUGCUGCUGCCCUUGCCUACGGUCUGGAGAAGGAGGAUGAUAGCAUUAUCGCCGUCUACGAUCUCGGUGGUGGUACUUUCGAUAUCUCUAUCCUGGAGAUCCAGAAGGGCGUGUUCGAGGUGAAAUCGACCAACGGUGACACCCACUUGGGUGGCGAGGAUUUCGAUAUCACGCUUGUUCGCCACCUCGUCCAAGCAUUCAAGAAAGAGUCUGGUAUUGACCUGUCCAACGACCGCAUGGCUAUCCAGCGUAUCCGUGAGGCUGCUGAGAAGGCCAAGAUUGAGCUGUCGUCUUCCCUCCAGACUGACAUCAAUCUGCCCUUCAUCACUGCCGACGCCUCCGGUCCCAAGCAUAUCAACAUGAAGAUGAGCCGUGCCCAGCUGGAACAGAUGGUCGACCCCUUGAUCAGCAAGACCAUUGAGCCCGUCCGCAAGGCCUUGAAGGAUGCCAAUCUCCAGGCUAAGGAGAUCCAGGAGGUCAUCCUGGUCGGUGGUAUGACUCGUAUGCCCAAGGUCACUGAAUCUGUCAAGAGCAUCUUCGGCCGUGAUCCUGCCAAGGCUGUCAACCCGGAUGAGGCUGUUGCCAUCGGUGCUGCCAUUCAGGGUGCUGUCCUUGCUGGUGAGGUCACUGAUGUCUUGCUCCUCGACGUUACUCCUCUGUCCCUUGGUAUCGAGACUCUUGGCGGUGUCUUCACCCGCUUGAUCAACCGCAACACCACCAUCCCCACGAAGAAGUCCCAGGUCUUCUCCACAGCUGCCGACUUCCAGACUGCUGUUGAGAUCAAGGUCUUCCAGGGUGAGCGUGAACUCGUGCGCGACAACAAGCUCCUGGGCAACUUCCAAUUGGUUGGCAUUCCUCCUGCUCACCGUGGUGUUCCCCAGAUUGAAGUCACCUUCGACAUUGACGCCGACUCGAUUGUCCACGUUCACGCCAAGGACAAGUCCACCAACAAGGAUCAGUCCAUCACCAUUGCUUCGGGCUCCGGUCUGUCUGACUCCGAGAUCCAGAACAUGGUUGAUGAUGCCGAGAAAUACGGGGCUGAGGAUAAGGAGCGCAAGGCUGCCAUCGAGGCUGCCAACCGUGCUGACAGUGUCUUGAACGACACUGAGAAGGCCCUCACCGAGUUUGAGGACAAGCUCGACAAGACCGAGGCCGAGGCCAUCAAGGAAAAGAUCAGUGCUCUGCGCGAGAUUGUGGCCAAGAACCAGAGCGGCGAGGGCAACCUCUCCGCCGAGGAUAUGAAGGCCAAGAUUGAUGAGCUCCAGACCACUGCGCUCACUCUGUUUGACAAGAUGCACAAGGCCCGGUCAGAGGAGUCCGGCCAGCAGCAACAGACACCCCCCGAGGGUGAGGGCGAGAAGAAGCCCUGA